AUGUUAUAUUAUCUAUUCUUAUCUAUUAUUAACUAUUCCUAUUUAUCUAUUAUAUUUAUUAUAUUUAUUAUUAUUAUUAUUAUAUUUCUUAUUAUUAUUAUAUAUCUUAUUAUCUAUACUUAUGUAUUAUUACUUAUUUUAUAUCAUAAGUAUUUUAUACUUUUAUACUUUUAUACUUUUAUACUUUUAUACCUUUAUACCUUUAUACCUUUAUACCUUUAUACCUUUAUACCUUUAUACCUUUAUACCUUUAUAACUUAUUACCUUCUAUGUAUACUUUAUCCACUUAGUGUUUACUUAUUCUUAUAUAUUAUGUUUAUAUACUACCCACUAUUCUGUAUUAUCCCUAGACUCUAUGUAUAUCACUUAGUGCUUAUAUUCUACUUAUAUUCUACUAUAUACAUCUAUCUUUUUAACUUCUACACUAUUCCUUGUACUUUUAUACCUAUAUCACUAUAUCAUUAUAUGUUUAUAUGUAUAUAUGACUAUAUGACUAUAUGUUUAUAUGUUUAUAUGUAUAUAUCACUAUAUACCUAUAUGUUUAUAUGA
Molecule: messenger RNA, 549 nt
Organism: Entamoeba dispar SAW760
Lineage: Eukaryota; Evosea; Mastigamoebida; Endamoebidae
Exons: 1
Coding region: 1-549 (182 amino acids)
Source: RefSeq, a predicted model, not a curated record